Messenger RNA from Lachancea dasiensis, 2463 nucleotides. The record is from the annotation of a GenBank genome assembly. NCBI's taxonomy places the organism in Eukaryota, Fungi, Ascomycota, Saccharomycetes, Saccharomycetales, Saccharomycetaceae.
AUGAAAACUCUGCUGCUCGGGUUUAAAAUUAAAGAUACGGAAAGUCUCAACUGGGGAAAAGCAUUGGCUUUGUAUCUAAAGAAAUCCUAUGGAUCUUCCACUUGGAGCCAGUUUUUUGACGCAAAACUUGCUGAAAACCUAGACCAUUUACGCAGUAAUGCUAAUGGCAAUUUAGCUCCAGAGGCCCUUGUGGAACAGCUUUUCCUGUACUAUAGUUUUCUCGAACAGCUACAUCUUCGGUUGGGUGGGAAUUCAGGUCAGCUAAAUCUAGAUUUUACAUGGUAUGAUGCAGCUUACACAACAGCAAGUGGGUCACAAAAGUACACACAAAGAACUGUGGCGUUUGAGAAAUCUAGCAUCCUGUAUAACCUAGGUACAACCCUGACACAACUCGCGAAGGAAAAGGUCGAUAGUGACGUUAAAAAGUCGAUUGGAUAUCUUUCUCGUGCUUUUACUUGUUUUCAGUAUUUGAGCGAAAACUUUCUAAAUUCGCCCUCAGUUGACCUUCAAGCCGAGAAUACAAAAUUUCUAGCCGACUUGUGCCAUGCCGAAGCUCAGGAGCUUUUUUUACUGCAAAUUGUUAAUGGGCCUGAGGUUGCGAAGCAUGCCUCACUAAUAGCUAAACUAGCGUUCAUGGCUUCUUCACUAUAUCAGAAAAUUUUAGACUUUUAUGAUACCGAAGCCGACAUUGCCAAGACAGAGGUUCCUUAUGGAGAGAGUAAAUGGAAAAGCAUUAUCACCUGUAAGUUGCAUUACUACAAAAGCGUUUCGGCUUUUAAUUAUGGCAUGGCUCUUGAGCAGCAACAGAAGUUCGGAAACGCUAUUGCCUUUCUGCAAAUUGCUCAAGAAUCAAUCACGGCAGCUUUGUCGCAUAAACUUCACGUCAAGGAUGUCAUUGACUUGGAGUCUCUUAAAUCGUUAAUUGCAGCCAAACAUAAAGCAUUGAUCAAAGACAAUGAUUUCAUUUAUCAUGAAUCUAUACCGUCCGACGUGUCCAUGGAACUCAUCAAGUCCAUGGAUGCCAUUAAGCCGCAAACGUUGACCCAGCUGUUAAAAACAUACAUGGAGAAAGUAGCCGAACCCGCAGAUAUUAUGUUCAAGGGCAUAAUUCCUGUCGAAGUUUACGAAAAGGAGAGCAUAUAUUCAGAGCAAAAAUCAGAUUUACUGAGAAGGGAACUGGAAGUUGCCGAUACUGCCGAUUGGGAAUAUACAUCAUUUGUGGAGUUCACAACUUUGCCUAAGAUCCUGAUGGACCUGAACGACAGAUACACAAGCUCAAGAGGUAGCCGUCGAUUGGAAAAUCCACAGCUCACCAUGAUGAAAGACCAAAUCGACGCUUGGUCUAAGUUCGUUCUCCAGUCGAAGUACAAUGACGUUGAACGUCAAAUCAAGGUGGUCGUCGAUCUCAGGAAACAGAUACUAGAAUCGUUGUCUUCUAUACCAGCGGAACAGACGGAGAAUGCGGUCAAACUCAAGUCGUCAUUAGUAGCGGCCUCCAAGUCCGAUGAGAAGUUAUUUUCUUUUGUAGAAUCUCAUUUACAAGAGAUACAAUUGUUAAGGGCGCCCGAACUCUUGAAUCAGCAAUGGAAGGAGUUGACUGCGUCAGAGCACGAAGAACCAAACCUACUAGACAUGGAUGAUGACAAAAAUGAGGAAAUUAGACUGAAAAUAAAAAGCGUCUCAAAUCAGCAUGAGGACCUCAAAGUUUUGAAAGACGAGAGAUCCAGAGUUGUACAGGAUCUAAAAAAAUCGGUUAACGAAGACGAUAUCACAAGAGUAAUUUUAUUGAAUUCCGGGGCGACUGAUACUGAACUCAAAGAGAUUUUUGAAAGGGAGCUCGACAAGUUUAAACCACUGAGCACUCGGAUAGAGGCGACUAUCUUCAAGCAGCGCAGCCUGAUCAACUCGAUCAAAAUCAGUUUAGAUGCGAUUUUCAAGCUGACAGGUGUGGACGAAGAGUCUAGUAACAGCGAUUCAAACUUGGCGAAACGCAAUAAUUUUUAUGACAAGCUCAACAAAGCCUUUACGAACUUUUCUGUUUUCGUAAAUGAUUUACCCAAGGGAUUGCUGUUCUAUGAAUCGUUACUUAAAAUGUCAAGCGAUUUGCGAUCAUUUGGAUCUGUACCACAAAGGGGUGUUGCUCCCGAUCCCGCCCCCUCUUUGCCUGGUCAAUUUAGUCGAGAGUUUCAGCAACUGAGUGUCUCUUCAGAAGCUCCCAAUUUUGGGCAAAGUACCGCCCCUGGUGGGCCCCCGGUGCCUCCUCGAACUUACGGCGAACAACAAGGUUAUAACCAAUCUGGUCCUUCACUACCAGUGAUUCCUCCGAAAGAACCACCAUCCGGUAUGACUGGGCUGAUGGUAAGCCAGUCACAUUCUUAUCAGACGCCCGAACAAAAUCCGACCUCCUUUUACAACAAUCCUUCGGUGUUCGAUGAAAGCUUGUAUUCUCGCUAUAGUGGCUAG